This is a messenger RNA of Spizellomyces punctatus DAOM BR117, 1754 nucleotides long. RefSeq lists its product as uncharacterized. The transcript is spliced from 10 exons. The coding region runs from base 27 to 1661 and encodes 544 amino acids. The record is from RefSeq and is a predicted model, not a curated record. Gene Ontology annotation, cellular component: nucleus; replication fork protection complex. Gene Ontology annotation, biological process: DNA replication initiation; DNA replication. Gene Ontology annotation, molecular function: single-stranded DNA binding; DNA replication origin binding. NCBI's taxonomy places the organism in Eukaryota, Fungi, Chytridiomycota, Chytridiomycetes, Spizellomycetales, Spizellomycetaceae.
AGAAGUAAUGUGCAGCUGAAUACAUAAUGACCUUGACAGGGACGUCAUACGACGACUCUUCAGAUGAGGACCCGCUACUUUGCCUAGCAGAGGAAGUCGAAAAUGAAAAGGACACGUCGGAGCGCCAGAGGUCUCCCACCACCUGUGAACAACCAAAAGAUGCUCAGCUUCUGGAACUCGAAGCACUGCGUCAACGCCAUCAACGGCUCAGAAGGCUAAAAUUGGAGAAUGAAAAGGCCAGGCUAGAGGCUGAAAUUCGCCAAAUGGAAGAGGAGGGCAGCAAGCCGGAUAUGCAACCUGAGAUAUCAAGGGACUAUAAUCAUAGUAUAUUCGCCAAAACGGAAGCGACUGAUGCGUUAGUCAGGGAAGUCACUACCAAAACCUCGCAGAUUAUCGCCCAAACGUCGCUGAAGAGGAAACUGCCCCCUCCAGAUUUUUAUGGCUCUAAGGGUCUAGAAGCAUCGUUCACAGAAAAGAUGUCAGACAAAAGGAGUUGUUACCUCAAGGAAGCCGCGAUUCAUAAUCGUCCAAAGGCAAAGUCAUUCGGACAGGCGUCCUCAGAUCCAAUGUCACCUCGCCUGCCGUCGCCCAAUAUUCGAAGCAAGGGCAAGCAAGCUACUGUGAGUGAGAAUGCAGUAGAGGGAUACUCGGGUUUACGAUUGAGGGACCGCCAAGUGUCUGUGACUGAUAUGCAAACGCGAAUGCUGGGACGCCGCAUGGUCCCUCUCCAUCGUAUAAUGCAGGAUAUGAGCGGGGACGACAUAGUGGGGGACUGGGUGACAAUUGGUGUGAUUGCCGAGAAAUCUUCGCCUCGUACCAGCCUAAAAGGCGGUAAAUACUGUGUGAUCAAAUUGACCGACCUCGACAAAAGCGUCGUCAACGUGUUUUUGUUCAAAAAGUCAUUCGAGCGUCAUUGGAAGGAGCUGGUUGGAAGUGUUGUGGCACUCUUGAACCCGAAGAUCCUGUUACCCAAUGAGAAGGGGAGACUGGUUGGUUUGAACGUGGACAAUGAAGACAAGUGGAUGAAAAUUGGCAUGUCUCAGGACAUUGGAUUCUGCGAGGCGAUGAAAAAUGAACACGAUAGAUGCGCACGGGUGCUUAAUAUUCGGCAUAGUAAACAUUGUGAAGAACAUGCAGUCGAAUUGUUCAAGAAAGCUCGCUUGAAACGGCAGGAGUUCCUUGCAGGCAAUGCCGUAUUUGCAUUAGGGGACCCAAAAGAUACCUCCAAAAAGCGCCGGAAAUUAGCGGCGACCGAUACAUAUUUGUUUCCUGGCGGACAGGCUUUGUCCACUGGCGAGUCGGGCCUGCAAGUGCUGCAAGCAUGUAAACCAGGACGGAAGCUGAAGCCUGAAGAGGAGAAAGAGCUAGCGGGUAUGUUAGACACACACACUCCAGGUGCUCGGUACCUCCGAAUAGCCAGGCACCUUUUGAAGGGCUCAAAAGAUCCACCUCCAGAUCGAAAAAAGUCAGAACCAAAAACCGUAUUCACACCUGAGGCAAUGAGUCGAAUGGGAUUUGAUCCUGUCACGGGACGAGAUUUUAUAGCAGCAGCGCCGUCACAUAAUAAGCUCGUUCCGGUGAUGGCGGAUGCACAGGUUACGAUAUCUAAACCGAGUAAUGAUGGUAUGAUAGAGUUGGAGUUGAGCAGUGACGAAGAUUAGAGAGAUAUGUACGUCUCUUUUUCGAUAUGCAAUCUUGUACAUAGGGUCAUCUUAGGAAUACGAUAGUUUAUUAUAUUUUAUCUUUUAACGAGA